Aaosphaeria arxii CBS 175.79 is the source of this 2360-nucleotide messenger RNA. RefSeq lists its product as uncharacterized. The coding region runs from base 127 to 2067 and encodes 646 amino acids. The record is from RefSeq and is a predicted model, not a curated record. Gene Ontology annotation, biological process: SRP-dependent cotranslational protein targeting to membrane. Gene Ontology annotation, cellular component: signal recognition particle, endoplasmic reticulum targeting. The transcript has 3 exons. Lineage: Eukaryota; Fungi; Ascomycota; Dothideomycetes; Pleosporales. Gene Ontology annotation, molecular function: 7S RNA binding; ribosome binding; protein binding.
CAGGCAUGCAUCCCAUCCACAAGCUCUCCCUCACUCCCCACGGCACCUGAACCCCCACAGCAAGGGUUUGACCUCAAUUCACCCAGAGGACAUCAAUGGAUGUAAAGUUGUAGACGGAUUUACAACAUGGCCACUCCUCUCAAAUCCCUCUCGGCCCUACUCGCGCAGACCUCCCUUGACGACCACGAUGAAAUCCUAAAGGCUGCCAACGCUUCGAUCAAAAGGUCAAAAACAGACAUUGAUGCACAUCAUGCUAAGGCAAUCGCGCUGCUACACUUAGAUCGAUUCGAGGAUGCCGAGAAGGUCUUUGUGGAUGUGCCGGAACUGCAAGACAAGGCACGGUUCGAAUAUGCAUAUGCGCUCUACAAGGCAGGCAAUGCUGCAAAGGCGGUCAAGGUCGCAGCGGCAGGGGAGUCUAGCACACCUAUGAAACACGUUCUGGCACAGGCUGCUUAUCGAUCAGAAAACUUCGAGCAGGCCGUGGAAGUAUAUAAGGAGUUAGCCCUGAAACCUGGCAACGAAUAUCAAGACAUCAAAAUCAACUCUGGAGCAGUAGAUGCACAACUAGAAUGGACUGGCCAAGGAGAGUUGGCGCAAAAGAAGAGACCGGAGCGCGAGGAUCUGGAAGUAUUCGAGACUGCGUUCAAUGCUGCCUGUGGGAGCAUAUCAAGAGGCGAAUUGGCACAAGGAGAGAUCUGCUUGAAAAGAGCAAAAGACCUGUGCAAUGAUCUUUCUGAUCUGUCUGAGGCGGAAAAGCAGGCUGAGCUCUGGCCUAUUAUUGUACAACAGAUUUACGUCUUGACGCAACUGGGCCGGGUGGACGAAGCCGAACAAUUGGCAACGACGAUACCAUUUGCGGAGAUCAAAGAGCUAUCUACUCGCUAUAUCGCCCAGGUUAACAGCAUUGCAGCAUCGAAGGAGCAUUCUAACCCAUACUUGUCUCACCGUUUAUUCCAUUCUUCACCAACACCAUCCAGAACCGACCAAUUUUUCUCUUUCCAAUCCAAUCUCCUCCGACAGGAUGAGUACGUGAUGGAUAUCCUGGUCCAGAAGGUUGCUGGUGUGGUCUCAUCGACUUCGAAAGUAAUUUCUGCUGCUCCUGCGCCAACCCUGUCGCCAGCUGUCAACAUGGCCGCAGUCUUGAAUGCCGCUGCCCACGCAAGGAAUAUUUCCGAGAAAGCAGCGUUGAAGAGAAUUCUUCCACUCCUGGAGAAGAGGCCUAAUGACGUCGGAUUAUUGCUAACGAUCACUAACCUGUACGUCCUGACCAACAACCUCGCGGCCGCCACGCAUCUUCUGGAAUCCUUCUUCAAGCGCCUCGAGCAAUCUGGCAGCGCAUCAGACCUCGACGUGCGACACGCACCGGGCCUCGUCGCCACUCUCGUCUCCCUCUACGCCAAACAGGGCCGCCACACACAUUCCAAGUCUGAGCUAGCGAAGGCUGCAACCUAUUGGCGACACAAGUCGAAAUCGCCCUCAAAAUCAUUGCUCAUCGCCGCGGGGACCGCCCUGCUCGACACCCACAAUCAAGAUUCUCUCGUGCAAGCUGGCGAGAUAUUCUCCAAGCUCUAUGAGCAGGAUGAAUCAGACAGGGCUGCCAUUGCGGGCCUUAUCGCUGCUUACGCCACCUCUGACCCUUCGAAGAUCCCUUCAGACUUGACAUCGCAACUGCCCCAGGUUGAACGUCUCGUUUCCGAUGUCGACGCUGCGGCGCUCGAAGAUGCAGGCGUACCCACCUUGGCUCCCACGGCAGCACAACCUCCAAGCUCAAGGAAAAGGCCCGCGGCCGAGACAUCGAAGUCCGGCAAAGCGAAGAAGAUUCGAAAGAAGCUUUUGCCGAAAGACUACGACGCGAACAAGAAGGUCGACUCCGAGCGCUGGCUGCCAUUGCGAGACCGCACGUACUAUAAGCCCAAGGGCAAGAAGGGCAAGAAGAAGAUGGAGGGCCUGACUCAAGGAGGACCGGUUGUUGAAGAAAAGGCCGCGGAUGGCAAGCAAGCAUCUGGUGGUGGUGGUGGUGCAAAGAAAGGAGGCGGCAAGAAGAAGGGCAAGGGCGGUAAAUGGUAGUAAUGGAUUAGGAGAAGUCAAUGAAUGGUGAUAAUCAUGUAUUUUGACUGACGGAACGGACCUUUUAUGGCGUACACACUUGCCCAGCUAGACUUUUAUAGUUGGCCAUCGGCUAAUUGAUGGAGAUAAAGCUCUUUAGAGGCUUAUACGUCGUCUUCUCUUGGGUGCCUAUAUUUGGAUGGCGGAUCAUGUUAUGAUGAGAACCUUCGCACCCCACACUUUCGGUCCAUAAGUAGUGUGAUUGUUGGUCAUAUCCCCAGCCAGUAAGGAUAGAUGAACAAAGUCAAUUCGUC